This is a messenger RNA of Macadamia integrifolia, 957 nucleotides long. RefSeq names its product 60S ribosomal protein L19-2. Gene Ontology annotation, cellular component: ribosome; cytosolic large ribosomal subunit. NCBI's taxonomy places the organism in Eukaryota, Viridiplantae, Streptophyta, Magnoliopsida, Proteales, Proteaceae. Gene Ontology annotation, biological process: translation. The record is from RefSeq and is a predicted model, not a curated record. Bases 79 to 702 code for a protein of 207 amino acids. Gene Ontology annotation, molecular function: structural constituent of ribosome; RNA binding. The transcript is spliced from 5 exons.
AAGAGACAUCUCUUCCCUUCUUAACAGCAUUUCUCGUUCUGCAACGGCGAGGGAGGAACACGACGAUUGGGUGACACGAUGGUGUCAUUGAAGCUUCAGAAGAGGCUUUCGGCCAGUGUUCUCAAGUGCGGGAGAGGGAAAGUAUGGCUCGAUCCUAAUGAGGUCAACGAAAUCUCCAUGGCCAAUUCGAGGCAAAACAUAAGAAAGCUGGUGAAGGAUGGCUUCAUUAUCAGGAAGCCAACAAAGAUCCACUCUCGCUCACGUGCACGCCGGAUGAAGGAGGCCAAGAGAAAGGGACGUCACUCCGGUUACGGUAAACGGAAGGGUACAAGGGAGGCAAGGUUGCCAACCAAGAUUCUCUGGAUGAGGAGGAUGCGUGUGCUGAGGCGGUUACUCCGCAAAUACAGGGAAGCAAAGAAGAUUGACAAGCAUAUGUAUCAUGACAUGUACAUGAAGGUGAAGGGUAAUGUUUUCAAGAACAAGCGUGUGCUAAUGGAAAGCAUCCACAAGUCAAAGGCUGAGAAAGCAAGGGAGAAGACUUUAUCUGACCAAUUUGAGGCUAAGCGGGCCAAGAACAAGGCAAGCAGGGAAAGAAAGUUUGCUAGAAGGGAGGAGCGUUUGGCUCAGGGACCUGGUGAGCGUGCUCCACCAGCAUCGGUUCCUCAAGCAACUGAAGGAGGAGCCAAGAAAACCAAGAAGUGAGAAUUCAAGGUGGAUAAGAAUAGUUGCUGCUGAAGACUGUAUUUUCCGGCAUACAGCGAUAUGCUUUCCAUCAUUAAAAUUUGGUUUUGGGUGCAGUUUUUCUCAAAUUUCCCUCCUUUACUCCCGGUUCUGUUUUUUUGUUCGUCUAUAUCAUAUAUUCCGGAUAAGAAACUUGAAACAAUUUGAUGUUUUGGAACAUAAUUUAAUUUUAGUUGUAGCUACUAAUUCUGGAAUCCAAUUUUUAUUGAGUUUUCA